This is a messenger RNA of Malaclemys terrapin pileata, 1157 nucleotides long. It is a transcript of the gene SLC25A27, whose product is annotated as solute carrier family 25 member 27. The record is from RefSeq and is a predicted model, not a curated record. The transcript is spliced from 9 exons. Bases 66 to 1082 code for a protein of 338 amino acids. Gene Ontology annotation, biological process: response to cold. NCBI's taxonomy places the organism in Eukaryota, Metazoa, Chordata, Testudines, Emydidae.
AGUGACUCACUGACUUAAUUCUUUCCAGAUUCUUUUGGGUGGGUGGGUGAGUGAGUGUGCCUGUUAUGUUACAUGCUGAAUGCUACCCCCAGGAGGAGAGGAGUUUGCCUUUCCCAGAGAGAUGGCCCCGAACCAGCAAGUUCGCGCUGUCAGCCUGUGCAGCGGCUGUUGCAGAACUAGUAACCUUUCCCCUGGAUCUCACGAAAACGCGACUGCAGAUCCAAGGUGAAGCUGCUGUUUGUCGGUAUGGACCUGCUGCCGGAAGAGCUGUACCCUACCGUGGCAUGCUACGUACUGCAGCAGGGAUUGUUCAAGAGGAAGGCUUACUAAAACUCUGGCAAGGAGCAACACCGGCCGUCUACAGACACAUAGUAUACUCCGGAGUGCGGAUGGUUACAUAUGAACACAUUCGUGACUCUGUGCUUGGUAGAGCUGAAGACAAGAGCUUUCCUCUUUGGAAAUCUGUAGUUGGAGGGAUGUCAGCUGGUGCCAUUGGUCAGUUUUUUGCCAGUCCAACUGAUCUGGUGAAGGUGCAGAUGCAAAUGGAAGGAAAGAGAAGACUAGAAGGGAAACCAUUACGAUUUCGUGGAGUGCACCAUGCAUUUGUGAAGAUCCUGUCUGAAGGGGGAAUUCGGGGCCUUUGGGCUGGUUGGGUGCCAAAUGUCCAAAGAGCUGCUCUGGUAAACAUGGGAGAUCUGACUACUUAUGACUCAGUGAAACAUUUUUUACUUCUGAACACACCACUUCAGGACAAUAGUGUGACUCACAGCAUUGCAAGUGUGUGUUCUGGCCUGGUAGCCGCUAUCCUGGGAACUCCUGCUGAUGUCGUCAAAACACGGAUAAUGAACCAACCAAGAGAUAAACAGGGAAGAGGACUGCUGUAUAAGUCUUCUGCAGACUGCUUGAUUCAGGCUAUACAAGGUGAAGGAUUUAUGUCUCUAUACAAAGGCUUUUUACCAACCUGGAUGCGAAUGGGUUUCCUGAGAUGCGUUAAGAGUCUUAUCCUGCCAGAUGCUGAAUGCCUUCAAUUCCCAUUGACUUUGCUGGGAACUGAAGUUGGAGUGCUUUGUAGGAGGCACUAAGGGUCCUAAAACAAUUAGAGAACUACACAGAACAUCUUACAGCAAUACUGAUAUUAAAAUAUGUAUUUCAUAGUC